This is a messenger RNA of Ricinus communis (castor bean), 949 nucleotides long. Its product is annotated as 50S ribosomal protein L9, chloroplastic. Gene Ontology annotation, cellular component: mitochondrion; ribosome. Gene Ontology annotation, biological process: translation. Lineage: Eukaryota; Viridiplantae; Streptophyta; Magnoliopsida; Malpighiales; Euphorbiaceae. Gene Ontology annotation, molecular function: structural constituent of ribosome. The record is from RefSeq and is a predicted model, not a curated record. The transcript is spliced from 7 exons. Bases 73 to 666 code for a protein of 197 amino acids.
CCAAGCUUCAUAAGGAUAAGACCAGUGAUAAAAAUAGAAAAAGAAGGGGCUUCCGAGUGUGGCAAACUAACAAUGGCUUCACCAUCAACAGCAGCAACAAUUUCGUGGAGUUCUUCAUCCUGGCUUCACAACUUUGUUGGACCCACAAAUAAAAUCUCCAAAUUGCCAGACAAAAGAAUGACUAUGGUUGUUUGGGCUCAAAAGAAAGCCAAGAAAACAAAAAAAAUUAUAUUGAAGGAGGAUGUAUCUGAUUUGGGGAAAAAGGGGCAGUUGCUUGAUGUGAAGGCUGGGUUUUACAGGAAUUAUCUUCUGCCUAUGGGCAAGGCGCAGAUUGUCACUCCUACUCUCCUCAAGGAAAUGAAGGUCGAACAAGAAAGAAUUGAGGCUGAGAAAAAACGGGUAAAAGAAGAAGCACAACAGCUUGCUCUUAUUUUUGAAACUGUUGGAGCCUUCAAGGUGAAGCGCAAAGGUGGAAAGAACAAACAAAUUUUUGGAAGUGUAACUGCUCAAGAUCUUGUUGACAUCAUCAAGGCACAGCUCCAAAGGGAUGUGGAUAAGCGAAUUGUUUCUCUUCCCGAAAUCAGGGAAACAGGAGAAUAUAUUGCUGAGCUUAAGCUUCAUCCUGAAGUUACUGCCCGAGUGAGGGUGAAUGUUUUUGCCAACUAAAGCAUCUUUUGGGAGCCCACUUUCCAAUGGACAAUUUGUGCGAGCAACUUGUUUCAUCCAAGGACAUUCGUUCUCACCCCAUAUCAAAUAGAUAACAAUGCCUUUUGGCUGAUGACAAAGUGUAAUUUCUAUGCAGCAUGGAGUUGUACAAAUGUUUUUUUUCUUUGCAACUGUGAUUUUACUGUUGCUUGUUGUACCUUCAUCUAGUGUAGAAUGCAGAAUGUAAUGUUCUUUUGGGCAGUUUAUUAUUGCUACAUAUAGCUCUUUUACUGUUUUUGGGAAA